Messenger RNA from Durusdinium trenchii, 5892 nucleotides. Lineage: Eukaryota; Dinophyceae; Suessiales; Symbiodiniaceae. The record is from the annotation of a GenBank genome assembly.
AUGGCGUUCGGAAUGCCACGGAACGAGCUGCGGCUGCUGGCACUCCGCUUGUUGGUCUUGAGUCACAUCGCCUUUGCCUUGAUCCUGCUCGUGGUUCUCUUCUUCCGCUUGUGGGAGGGAGAUGGCUUGGUCCAGUGUGGCCGGCAGUAUCCUUUCGUGGCCUCGAAGUGCAUUUGUGGUGGCACCUUGCCCUACAUCUGCUGGAUUUCCGAAAGUUUUAAUGCCUUGUAUCCUGAUCCAGACAUGAGCGCACGUGUGAUCGGCCAGACGUAUUGCUGGUUGGUACUGUCUUUAUGUCCUGCGCUCGAAGGCCUUCUACUGCUCUUCGCUUGGCAGCGACGUUGUGAUUUGAUCGCAGGGAUACUAAGCAGUGCUUAUUUGUUGCUGGUGGUCUUUCCAGAUACCUUGCCGCACCGUUGGCUGUUCCUGCACUAUGGUACUGCCAUGGUCGGCAUGGGCGUUGCCAUUCUCUUCCAGUUCAUUCUACCUUGGCAGUGCCUGCUGGGGACCUUCACCAGCUAUUUCAUCUACUACUUCAGCCUCACCGAGUUCUGCAUCAGCCAAGGGGCGGCUCGGCAUCUCGCGUAUGACUGGACCUUCACACCCGGUGUGCUCGAAAAGCCUGGAUCUCUGGUGAUGGUUGUGAUCGAAUGGACCUUAUCUUUUGGCGCCAUCACGGUGGUUGUGUCCUACUGCCUCUCGGAGAUCUUCAAACAACGUGCCCAGAUCUCGGUGAUGAAGAGUGAAAUUGGAGAGUUGAAUGAGAUGCUUCCGCCCUUUCCCACCGUGAAACGAACCCGUUUCGUGGCCGCGGCGGAGUCUGGCCGACUGGCGGAAAGUGUGUCGAUCGCGGCAUCCAGAGCUCCGGUCGUUUUGCUGUCGAUGUCCUCCCUCCGGUCCAGCGCUGUGUGGGAGCCACCUUCUCGGAAAGCGGUGGAGCAGUACUGGACGGAAGAAGGGCGAAGAGCCAUCCGUCGCAAGCUGAGAGCCCUCUCCAAGCGCUUGAAACAGAGCACGUAUGCCCCACGCAUGUGCGCAUGCGUGCGAAACCCGCAGUGUGUGCGCGUUGCCCAGUUCACUGAAAGCUUGCGCUUAUUGUAUGCAGUGUUGCAGUUGCGUCGUGUCCUUGCCGUCUCUUUGGUGAAGCGCAAGCGACAUGAAGCGGCGCAGGUGACCGUGGCUUCGUCGCAGUUCGACGGACCGAGCGCGGUUCUGGUUGGACCGGAGACUGAGUCGGGGGUUGGCCAGGUGACUUGCACGGAUCUCAAGAGAAUGCUACAAGCGUGUAGGGUUCUCCUUUGCUUGUGUGUGAAAGCCGUUUUCAGCAUCAAGACUGAGCACACCAUGAAGUGUUUGGCUUUUCUGCUGCCAUUGGCCUACGGCUGGUGGUGCGAGACCAGCAAGCGUCAUGGUUGCCGUGGGCAGUCGCGGCAGUUGGUCCGAGAGACCACGGCGGUGAAUCCCUUUUUGCCCUUCACAGAGAUCAAGAGUAACGUUGGCAACAAUGCGGAGCCCAUCGUGGUGGAUUGGGACAAGGAUGGUGAUUGGGACGUGAUCCUGAAGACCAUGGAUGAGCUGUUGUUCUUUGAGUUCAAAGCCGAAAACCAUUUCGUGCAAAUGGAGCCGAGUCCCUUCAAAGGCAUUCCAGGCGGAAGUUGUCGACCAGCGGUUGCAGACUGGGAUGGUGAUGGACGUUUGGACUUGAUUGUGGGAGCCGAGGAUGGUAUCAGGUACUAUCAGAAAGAUGGGGACGGGCAACUCCAGAGGCGAAGCGGAGGAGAGAACCCCUUUGAGCACAUCUACACGAAGCACGGUGCCUGCUCGGAUCUCUCCAUUGAAGAUUGGGAUGGUGAUGGUGACUUAGAUUUGUUGGUCUCCGGUUAUGAGAGGCCAGUGAGUUAUUUUGAACGAUCCGGAACCCAGCUUGUGCUUCUAGAAGGAGAAAGGAAUCCAUUUCAUGCCAUUGCAAAUCAAACCAUCACUCACAGGGCAAUCAUGACCGAUUGGAAUGGAGAUGGAUACAUGGAUGUGAUCUUGAUGGUCAAGCUGUUUCACAAGUGGACGCAAGUGCAAGGUGAUCCAAUGAACAACAAGGUCGGGUGCCCCAUAUUUUUGUAUGAGCAGAAGAAGAUGGAUGGCAAGAUGACCUUGUCGUGGAAGGAUGAAGAGUUCUUCCGGAACCCGAACUGCAGGUCAUUUGAUGGUUCUGGUGCAUCCUUUGUGGACAUUGACCAGGAUGGUGAUCAAGACGCUGUCUUUGGGUCGUUCCAAGGACCCUUGCAUGUCUACGAACGCACUUCCAAAGGCCUUGUGAAACCUGAAGAUGCGAAGUCUUCGGCCGGUUCUCCAUUGGACAUGAUCCAAGUGGACACGUCGGUCUUUGGGGGGGUGACAGGCUACUACUACCCCGUGUUGGCUGAUUGGGAUUUGGAUGGAGACCUUGACCUGGCUUUUCUUCAUUAUGCGUACUCUGGAGAAGAUCGAUACUUUGAGCAUUUGCCAGACAACACGGUAAAGGAGUUGACUGGACCGCCCAACACCUCUUGUCCCAUUGAUUGGAGCAGACACUUCAGCUUUGUGGAUUUUGAUGGAGAUGGAAAGAAGGACCUCCUGGGAUUCCAACGUGGUGUCGGUGUGGUCGUUUGCGUUCAGACAUCUUCCGGCUUUGAGAUGGUGCAGCAGGAGGAUAACCCGUUCUACUCCCGAAAACACCGUUGCUAUGAUGAGGUGAAAUGUACAUGGGAUGGAGACAAUUACUACGGUUACUUCUCCUUUCUAGGUUACCCGUCCUUCUUGGAUUGGGAUGCCGACAGUGACAUGGACAUGCUCAGGAUCACAACGACCAAGAAGGUAUACUUAUAUGAACAGCAUGCCAAUGGCACGUUCACUGCCCACGCUCUCCCUCUUCCCACAGCCCGUGCCUUUUCAGCUGAAGAUUUUGAUGGAGAUGGUGACAUUGACAUGAUGAUUCUCCCACCCAACUCAGAAAACUGUUUGUACUUCGAGCGCCGGGAGGAUGGAAGUCUUGAACAACUGUUUGGUACCGACAACCCCUUCGAUGCAGUUUGCCAGCGAAUGAGCGGAGGCACUGUGGGCUCGACCACAGGAGAUGCAGAACGGUACGCUGCUCUGGCAGACUGGGAUGGAGAUGGUGAGACAGAUCUACUACUUGUCGGUCGCUACAAGGUGAAUCUUUGGUCCAAUCGCCCGAAGGAGGACUUUGUCGAAGUGGUGGGACAAGAAAAUCCGUUUGCUCAGCUCGGAUUGUUCCAAGAGACGGAUGUGACACUGGUGGAUGUGAACGGUGAUGGCAAGAUGGAUGUGGUUUUCCCCCCACAGCAUGAAGAGAGUGGAUUGUUGGAACAGCUGGGUCCAGCGAAUCCCUUCGAGAAGGUUGGCUACGACAGGGCGCUGACGCACUCCAAUGCCAAGAAUUUGCUUGUGGAUGUUGAUGGCGAUGGCGAUUUGGACAUCGUUCAUGGGGAGUUACACUAUACCAGGAAUGACGGGGGGCACUUCACCUACCUAGAUCCUGCUGAUCCAGAUCAUCCUUUUCGUGGGAUCCACGACACUUACCUCUCAUGCUGGACGUUUGUGGAUUGGGAUCAGGAUGGUUACAAGGACUUGGUGCAUUCCUAUCUGGGCAGAACAUUGUUUGAGCAACUGUUCCUUGUCCAACAAGUCCUGAAGGUUGCCCAGGACAUGAAGCGAGAUGGGGUCAGUGCCGCUGAGAUCAAGGCUUGGAUGGUGAAGCAAUUGGCUUCCCAGAUACGUUUCUAUCAAAAUACAGCCAAUGCGAGUUUCCAGGAACUCACUGGUUCUGCCAACCCCUUCCAUGAGAUCGAUUUCUUGGACAUCAAUUCCAUGUGUCCCUCUUUGGUUGACCUUGACCAAGAUGGAACUUUGGAAUUGGUGAUGGGAACAACUGGUUUGACCGCUAGUAAGCUGCUGUACUAUGUGCAGCAAAAUGGCACAUGGAGGCACAUGACGGAGACACCUUUCGAUGAUUUGUCCAUCCAUGUCAAUGAGAAUCGCCCUGUUCAUCCUCGAUUCGUGGAUUGGGACAAUGAUGGUUCGAUGGACUUGAUUUUGACGGGAACCGAUCGGGUGCAAUUCUUCCAGCGGGGUGUGUGCAAGCCUUUGUCCUCCUAUUGCCGUUCGGGUUUCUGUGAUCAGCAAAGCUCCAAAUGCAGAUGCUCCACAGGGGAAGAAGGAGAAGACUGCAGCCUUUGUGGGAUGUUCCAUUUCGAUGUGAGUGGUUCUUGCAGAGCAUGUCCUGGUCACAAUUCGUUGGCAGGUACUUGCAGCCGUCGAGGACAGUGCGAGGACGAUGAAGAUGCACGGAUGAAGAACGCUGACUUGAACAUGACGGGUUUCAAAGUGGCUUCUGCCAGGGGCACUGGCCGCUGCACGUGCGCAGAGCCAUUUUUUGGACCUGGUUGCGAACAGGGACUGUGCCCGCCAGGACAGCGCUUGGACAGGCACGCACUUGGCGUGGAAAGGUCCGAGAAGUACCAACAGUGGCAACUGUGUGCACCCUGCCAAGCUGGAAGAUUCAAGAAUUCCUCCGGCAAUGAGGAGUGUUCUCUUUGCCCAGCUGGGCAAGUUCCAGUGAAUGGCACCCAUUGUCUUCCCUGUUCUUCAGGCACCGUCCCAUCACCCGACGUCCCGGAAACCUGUGUCCCUUGCGCCGCCGGCGACGUGGCGCUCACCGGCGCGGCCACCUGCACGCCCUGCCCGGCGGGAACGGCGCCCGACGGCGAGCGCAGCGCCUGCGUGGCCUGUGAGGCCGGAGCCUUUGCCAGGCCCCGCUCCAAGGAAUGCAGCUUGUGCCCCGCAGGCACUGUUCCAAACAAGCUGAAGAGCGAUUGCAACGAGUGCAUGGGUCAGACUUAUGCACUUGAGGGAGAUGAAGUUUGCCAGACCUGUGCCUUUCCAUCGAUGAUCUUGGGCGAAGAGAAUUGGUGUACGCCACUCUACACCAUGCUCUUUGUCAUUGCGUUCAUUCUCUUGUCUCUCUUCAUCUUAGCCAUCUUUGGAAGGUUGCGCCUUGAAUGCCUCAAACGGCGACUCAACAAACUGGCUGCGGCCAAAAAGUGGCAGGAGCUGCAUAGCACGCAGGCUAAGCCGCUGGAAUAUGGCUUGUGGCAGAGUAAAGCUUGCAAGGUGCUUGCAGCUCGCAAGGCCGAUGUGAAGUCACGUUCUUUGCAGCUUGGCAUCUCUUUGCAGUACGUCUUUGAGAAGCUGGAGACGGUCUAUGAGGAGAAAGCACAGCAGGUGGAAUGGCGAAUGGACGAGUGGGGUCCCGUGACCAAGAGUGGCUUCUUGGUCAAGGUCCGCAACUGCAAGCUUCCGGUGGAUCCCCAUCAUGCCUGGCACAAUCUUCCGAUUUGUGAUCACUCAGAAGAUCCCAAUUUCCAUCAAGUGGCAGGAGUCUUAGCAUAUGGCCCAUGGGCUUUGGGUAAAGGCCUAUGCUGCCCACGUGAUGGUCGCCCAGAUUGCAGCAUUGUGGAUGCAUUGGAAAUUGAAUCCAAUAGUGCCAGGGCAACAUGGCUUUGGCGCGAUGGUGGCAAAGGCACCGCAUCGUGUCAGGAGUUGACCCAGGAAUGUCGAGUGGAUGCCCAGCAGGCCAAAGCUUCAGUUCAAGCAGAUGCUGAUGCAAUCAAAGAGCACAUCCAAAAGGAGCAUCAAUCCUUUGAGUAUGUGAACCAGACGGUGGAGCAGGCCCUUUGGUGUGAAGUCAUCAAAUUCCUGGAGCAAUCCGAGGGAAUCUCCGAAAGCGAAGAAAUGCCUUCGACCCAAACUCCGCAAGAGUCCUCCGAGGUUUCGGAAAGGACCAGUUCCGACAAAGACUUCGAGAGAGACAGGGAGUCUCGGUGCACUCUUCAAUGA